Molecule: messenger RNA, 1504 nt
Organism: Pocillopora damicornis (cauliflower coral)
Lineage: Eukaryota; Metazoa; Cnidaria; Anthozoa; Scleractinia; Pocilloporidae
Product: N-acetyl-D-glucosamine kinase
Molecular function (GO): N-acetylglucosamine kinase activity
Source: RefSeq, a predicted model, not a curated record
ACACUGUUGGUGCUAUUGCAACUGCAUCUGAUAAAGGUGGCAUUGUGUUGAUAUCAGGGACUGGCUCUAACUGUCAAAUGUUGACGCCAAAUGGUCAAACAUUCAACUGUGGUGGGUGGGGUCAUAUGAUUGGUGAUGAGGGAUCAGCAUUUUGUAUAUCACACAUGGCCAUCAAAGCAGUGUUCAAUGCUGAAGAUGGGCUGGUACCCCCGCAGCAUGACAUCACUUACGUAAAGAAACUGGUUUUUGAUCAUUUCAAGAUAGACAAUUUGUUUGGAAUGUUGGAUCACUUCUAUGCAAAGUUUGACAAGGCGUACUAUUCUGGGCUGUGUAAAGCUGUAGCAGUUGGUGCAUUAGAAGAUAAAGACCCUCUGUGUCAGCAUCUGUUCUUCUUAGCUGGCGAACUUUUAGGUAGACAUGUGAAAGCUGUUAUUCAGCACAUGGAUCAGGAAUGUCAAGAAACUCUUUUAAGAAGUAGCAAGGGGCUUCAAAUCAUUUGUGUUGGUGCUGUCUGGCAAAGCUGGAAUCUUCUUAAAGAUGGCUUUUUAACUGGCAUCAGUUGCUCUCCAAGCAACACCGCUGUCCAAGUGAAACGCUUCUCACUGGUAAAGCUCCGCGAGAGUUCUGCUAUUGGUGCGGCUGCGCUAGGCGCGAAAACCGCUGGCUAUACUCUUCCCAUAGAUUAUGACUCCAUGGUAGAAGAAUUCUUUAGCCACGAAUUUUAAUACUCAGAGGUUCUAAGUAGAUUACUCUUAAAAAUCAAAAUACCAUGAUAGCUAGGGAAUUUAUCACUGAGAUGAAGUGACACUGAUAUAAAGUAGUUAGAUCAGCACUAUUAGAACUAUCAUUUGAGAGCAUCAUCGAUCUAGUGGUUUCUAACUGAAUAGCCAAACAGAAACCUUUGGAAGUAUAUAACCGAUUAUAGCAAACGGAAAGAUCAAUCUGGACUCGUAGGUCUGUGCACGUGAUUAGUGUAAAUCGCGGGAAAAUGUGUGCUGCUGUUUGUGUGGUUUCUGUUGUCAAAGAAAAUGUCAGGGAAUGCUUUGAAAGAUUUCUCUGAGUACUGAGUAUGGAAAAGACAUAAUUACAGGUGGUUCCGUCAUGUUUUCCUGCGUAUGCCGGUCCAUGUGCCUGUAUUCCCAGCGUCAGCUAAAAGCCAUUCAGGCAAGCUAAACGUGUUGGAUUUUUGCUUCCGGUAAAGCGCAACAGUGGCUAUUCUCCUUUCAGUUCUUUUCCAUAGGCAGUAGUCAGUUUUCUAAGCUUUCUCAUACAUUCUCUCAGAAGAACGAACACGCAAAUUUAGACAACUUGUGGGCCGCCGCUAAUGGCGCGAGAGUAAAAAAAAACGGAUCAUAUAGCGGGUUCCGUAGUUAAUUUUUUUCUUAGCAACAAAUAUCGUAAUAUAUACCCUUACUGGAUCGGUUAUUAGGCAUACACGAAGAAAAUGAUUUGUUCAGAGUUUGAAUUAUGUUCAUCUCUUCAUUGGAAGGUGAUAAAAGUUGUU